AUGAGCUUGAGGAAGUUAAGUUCCACACAUCGGUUCUCCAAGCUUUCUGGCCACACCCUCGAAGAGGUUGACGGAAAUACGCGGAGCAAUAGAAGUAGUGCCACUAUUCGCCCCACCAACAGCAGCAACAACAACGGUAGUGCUAGCAAUGGACAGCCUGCAGCCGGUACAGGGACGCCUUCCGACGGACUCGCCAUGUCCGAUCUCGAUUUCGACAACGCCCUCUUCAAGUUCGCCGCCGAGCGGGAACAUUUCCUUGAGGACUUGAGCUUUACGGCCGGCGCAAAAACACAAUCUAGGCCUCAAUGCAUCAAGGGUAGCAUCAAGGGCAGCAUCAAGGGCAGCAUCCGUAGAAAGAUGAGCUUCAGGGACAUGAACAGCAGCAGGAAGCAACCCAUAACUCCCAAGCCAGGUCUGUCAGGUCUCGCAUACCUCACUACCGCCGCCGCCUGCCCCUUGACGAUCCCAAUCCCCGGGCGUGAUGACCACCGUCAGCGUACUGACUUAGACCCCUCCGUAGCCUCUAUACGAACCGCCAAGAGACUGAGCCACUAUAAUUCCGUCAUACCGACACCUGAACCCCUGAAUGCCGACCCGGACAUGCACCCGCUAAAGCGCCGCUUCGAGCCCGUUCUCCUCGAUCGUUACCCGCCCAGUGAUGCCGCCGACGAACUUCCCCGUAGGGGCAAGUUUCCCGACUAUGUGCCCAUGUUUGCAUUCCCCAACGAUAUUCAGAUCGUCUCCUCCGAUGACCGACCGCGAUCGACAUGGCAUGGGUUCACCAUGACAUCUGACGAUAACUCCAAGAUCUAUGGUAUCACAGUCAUCAUCUGGACUGCCCUGACUUCGGAUGUUGCCGAAGAGGUUGAACAGCGCUGCGAGGCCUGGCGCCAAAGCCACAUGUCUAACGAGGAAAGAGAACUAGCCGCCAGCCUUGGCGUGAGGCUGGCGGGUGAAAGGACUCAUCUCUCCCAACUUCUUGCUAAGCUACCCCAGAUCCCCUCGGGAUCUUCCGCGCGGGAAGUGCUCGAGGAUCAGAUCAGCUCGGUUGAGGAGAAGAUCACGUUGAUGACGGAGAUGCUGCGACCUCUCCGCCACGGUGCCGCCUCUAAGAUAGACGGUCUGACAACUGGAGAGUCGGGUUUAUGGAUUCCUCGUGCCUACGGUAUCCUCGGCAGAGACGCCGCCAGGAUGACCUUUUGGAAGGAAUGGCUCAGGGCCGUAAUAGUGCCUAUGACGGAUGGCGCCGUUCUUCGCCCCCUCGAGUCCAAGACCCAGGUUGAGAUCGGCGUGAGGGAGUUGCGUUUAUAUGCCAGACAAGAGGCUGCAAACGAAAUCCCCGGCUCCCGCUCUAUCGAUAUUUACGCCUUGUUCCGGUGCCUAUCUCUCGAAAAUAUUGUGGCCCUCUUCGAGUACGCCAUGUCCGAAUCUCGCAUCAUAUUCCUCUCCUCUCAUACUGCUAUGCUGCAUCUCGCUUGCCACGCUCUCGCCAACCUUCUCUACCCUCUAAAGUGGGCUAGCGUAUUUAUUCCCAUUCUACCAGCGAGGCUUCUAUCCGCUCUUGACGCACCAUGCCCUUAUAUCGUCGGUGUUGAACGACGUUAUGACCGCAUUGAACUCCCCGAUGAUGACUAUGUGCUUGUUGACCUUGACAAGGACACCAUUGAUGCCACCGCGCAACCAGUCCGACUACCCCGGCAACAGCGAAGGAAACUCAUGUCGCUACUUCAAGUAGCCGCCCCGGCGAAGCUGCGGUACGGCGUUGGGACCGGCCCACCUCCCUACGCCAUGGAAUCUUUCCCAUACGAUGCCUUCUCGGCCGAGGACCAAGCCAUAUUCUCCCCAUUCCACCUGAGAGUACCCUUGGAAGAUGGGCAGCGCAAAACUCGGCGGCUUUUGGAGAGGAGGAUGAUGCAGGGAAAAUUAAGCCGCCCGUUUUCAACGCCUUUUCGCAAGCAAGAACAGAUAGCAGCAAAUCGGACCGCCCCGGGACGACCUGUGCACAAUACCGAAACCACGGUAUGGGUAGAAGGCCACUGCUUCGAUUGGUGCGAAGAGAACGCUGCUUCGUGCUCUAUAUGCGAUGACCGGGCGGAGACGGACGGUAUCUACAAGUGCUCCGGCUGCGGUACUCAUUCUCAUGGCCGGUGCCUUGGCUUUGUCUCUCUCGUCUGCCCUAGGGCGUUUCACGCCGAUAGGGUGCGUGUAGCGUUUGUACGGUGCCUCGCAAGCUUGAUAUACACGUACAGGAAGUUUCUGGGCCGUCCUUCAAAAGAGCAAAGGACCAAUGGCCAGCUUUACGCAUUUGACAUGGAUGGUUUUAUCAAGAGCUUGCCGUACGAACAGCAAGAGUAUGCCGUAACACUACGCGAUACGCAAGCAUUCAAUGAGUUCGUUCACGAGCGGGAAAGACAACACGCGUCAAGCCCAAACAUCAAGCUUUUUGACGAGAUUCUUAUUGCUAAGAAGGCACGCGGCCGGCAUAAUCUCUCCACCGGCCUGUCUCGCCUCUCCGUCAUUCGAGCUUCGCAUGGGGCCUCUAUCCUCAGUCCAGGCCUUAACCACUCAUCCUCUAGGUCCGGCGCGCGCGGAGCGCCUCCAACGUACCUUUCAGACAAUUCCGACCACAUUUGGCGGACGGCCUCCGUGCCGGUGCCGAGCGCAAAAUUCAAUGGAGAAUACAGGGCCGUCGUGAGCAGGGUCCCUGCGAAGCUCGACUCUUCGUUCAUGAAGGAGCCGCGCAGUAUCCAAGGUGUUCCUAGACCAGAGCAGAGGAAGAGAGGCCUCGUCGCGGAAGCAUCUUGGUAG
Parascedosporium putredinis is the source of this 2808-nucleotide messenger RNA. NCBI's taxonomy places the organism in Eukaryota, Fungi, Ascomycota, Sordariomycetes, Microascales, Microascaceae. The record is from the annotation of a GenBank genome assembly.